GGCGUCUAGGACAGUCAUCCCAAGCCGCCGCGGUGGAACUGUGAUGGCCGGAGAGAUGACGAUCUUAGGAUCAGCUGUUUUGACCCUCCUAUUGGCUGGCUAUUUGGCACAACAGUAUUUACCAUUGCCUACCCCUAAAGUGAUUGGCAUUGACCUUGGUACCACCUACUGUUCUGUUGGGGUGUUUUAUCCUGGCACAGGAAAAGUAAAGGUUAUUCCCGAUGAAAAUGGGCAUAGCAGCAUACCCAGCAUGGUAUCCUUUACUGACAGUGAUGUCUAUGUGGGGUAUGACAGCUUAGAGCUGGCAGAUUCAAAUCCACAAAACACAAUAUAUGAUGCCAAAAGAUUCAUAGGCAAGAUUUUUACCCAAGAAGAACUGGAGGCCGAAAUUGGCAGAUACCCUUUUAAGGUUUUAAACAAAAAUGGGCUGGUUGAGUUUUCUGUGACAAGUAAUGAGACCAUCACCGUUUCUCCAGAAUAUGUUGGGUCUAGACUGUUAUUGAAGUUAAAGGAAAUGGCAGAAGAAUACCUUGGAAUGCCAGUUGUCAAUGCUGUUAUCUCUGUACCAGCAGAAUUUGAUAUAAAACAGAGAAAUGCAACUGUUGAAGCUGCCAACCUUGCAGGACUGAAGAUCUUAAGGGUGAUAAAUGAACCUACCGCAGCAGCUAUGGCCUAUGGUCUCCACAAGGUUGAUGUCUUUCAUGUCUUGGUGAUAGAUUUGGGCGGAGGAACGCUCGAUGUGUCACUGCUGAAUAAACAAGGAGGAAUGUUUCUGACUCGAGCAAUGUCUGGAAACAAUAAACUUGGAGGACAGGACUUCAAUCAGAGAUUGCUUCAAUACUUAUAUAAGCAGAUCCAUCAAAUAUAUGGCUUCCUGCCUUCUAAGAAAGAAGAAAUCCACAGAUUAAGACAGGCUGUAGAAAUGGUCAAAUUAAAUCUGACUCUUCAUCCAUCUGCUCAGCUAUCAGUAUUACUAACAGUGGAGGAAGAGGCAAUCAAGGGACCUCAAAGUAGUGACACUCAACUGCAACAUGACAGACUUUCCCCAGCAGACGGCCACCAUGGAAAUGGUGUGUUUGGAACUGACCUUUCUGAAGAGAAGAGUGGAGAGAAUCAUGUUUUAUUCGAAACAGAAAUAUCACGGCAGCUCUUUGAUACCCUUAAUGAAGAUCUAUUCCAGAAAAUACUCGUGCCCAUUCGGCAAGUUUUGAAAGAAGGCCACUUGGAAAAGAGUGAGAUUGAUGAGGUGGUGCUGGUUGGGGGCUCGACUCGUAUUCCUCGAAUCCGCCAAGUCAUUCAGGAGUUCUUUGGGAAGGAUCCUAACACAUCUGUGGACCCUGACCUGGCAGUGGUGACUGGAGUGGCUAUCCAGGCAGGGAUUGAUGGAGGCUCCUGGCCUCUCCAAGUCAGUGCUUUAGAAAUUCCCAAUAAGCAUCUGCAAAAGACCAACUUCAACUGAAUUGUGGGGAGUGAUUAUUUAUGAUGCUGUUGUGAUUAUUUUUUCUUCUUCACAGACCACCUCAAAAAAACUGUCUAGAAAAUAGUUAUUUGCAACGGGGAACAUUUAGAUAUGUGAAAGUUUUGUAUUUGUUUUUUUAAGAUUGAAUAUAGUAAGAUUGGCUUUAAUUGGUUUGGGAGAGAUUUCAUUCCAACACAUAUUUCUGGAGUUGAAAUAAAAGCCAUGGGUGGCUAUAUAUUUGAGAUUUUGGAUGUAGCUAAAACCAUAUGCACUUAAAAAUUUAUAUUUUGUAAACAUUAUCUAAUGCCAAAUAUAGACUUCCCGGUUCUUACUAAAUUGUAUUAGUAGGAGCUGGUAAUUUAAUUUUCUGGGUUAUCACAUAUAACUUAAUUUGAACUAUACUUGAAGACACAAUGUUGUCGGAUGUUUAUAUUGGUUGGCACAUAGCAGUAUUAAUGGAGUUGUGUAUAUAAUAAUUGUGAGUGUCAUAAUAAAUUUGAGUUUACAGGUAUCCUGUAAGUAUGCCCUAUUCACGUAAUUUGUAAUGUUUUUUAAAUGCUGGGUCAAUUGACAAAUUGGAUGUUUGUUUCUAAAAUAGCAAUUCUAUUCUUAAAUUUUAAUAUAGUAGAAAUACCCAGAUUAUAAUCAAGUUCCUUCAUCUGCUGUUCCUCAUUUGCUACUUGAAUUUCCCUGUUUCUCCCUGGUUAGAAAACAGUAAGGAAUUAGCAGGCGCAUUUUUUAAAUGUGUUAAUGUCACAAGCAAUUAUCUAAGACCUUUGAUAAAUAGGAGUAAUAAGCCCCAGUAUUUGUUUUAUGUUUUUAUUUUCAUAUUUACCUUGUGAGGCUGGAGUGAUAGUAUAAUGGGUAGGACAUUUGCCUUGCAUGCUUUGGACCAGGGUUCAAAAAUGAUCCCCAGUGGAUCCGCGGCACCCAACAUGGUUCUGAACAAAACCAGAAGUGAUUCAUGAGUGCAGAAUCGGGAGUAAGCCCUGCACACCACCUCCUGUGGUGCCCCCUGCCCCAACACCACCAAAAAAGAAAUGAAAAGAAAAAGAUUUACCUUGUGUUUAUACUGUUAAAUCAUCUUUGAUUCACCUUUUCUAUGUAAUUUCCCCAUGUUUGGUUUUAAAUGGGGAAAAUGUGUUGACCAAAACUCUUUUAAGGACUACCAUUUAAGAUCGUCACAUUGGGAUUAUUUUCAGCCUUGAGGUUGAUGUCAAUGAAAAUUUAUAAAUUUGUGAAUAUUGAAAGCAAUCUAGAAAUUUAAUGUUGAAGAAUAUGGGAAUGAUUUUACAAAUCAGCAUUUGUAGCAGUUUGUCUUGGUCUUGUUUAUUUUCUUUUAGAAAAAAAAAGACCAAGAAAGAAGUAGAGCCAUCCUGUUUCUGUGAUACCCAUCUUAUCUGAAGUUUUUUUUCUUAGUAGAGGUAUAUUCUGGUCAAUACUUUGGUUAGUGUAAAAAGCCUUAUCCAUUAUUGAAUUUGAAAGAAUUUUGAAUUUUUAUCACUGAAAACUUAUUUCAAGAACUCUGAGAUAUUUCAUCUUCUCAAUAAAAAGCUGAAUGUUAAUAUUUUCUUAGUAAUGAAAUUGCUGUAAAAAUAAAACCUAAGUUUAAUCAAAUACUUCUUUGUACAGUAAUGUCUGUAAUAGGAAACAGAAAUACAUAUGAUGUUGACACUUCAGAACUAAUGGAGAAAUCCAAAGAUGAUCCUUCACUGAAUUAUGAAAAUAUUCAAAUGCUCUCUUGGACUUUGCAUAAAUCUUCAAUAGAAACAAUUUUAAAAUAUUUUUGUUAAGAUCUUUAAGAGGAAAGCUCAAUUUAUCAAAAUUUCCAGAUUUAGUAUUAGCUGAUACCUAAAACAUUUUAUUGUACUUUUUAAAAAGCUUGACUGGAGCGAUAGCACAGCGGGUAGGGCGUUUGCCUUGCACGCGGCCAACAUGGCCGACCCGAGUUCGAUUCCUCCGCCCCUCUCAGAGAGCCCAGCAAGCUACCGA
Messenger RNA from Sorex fumeus (smoky shrew), 3451 nucleotides. RefSeq names its product heat shock protein family A (Hsp70) member 13 (gene HSPA13). The record is from RefSeq and is a predicted model, not a curated record. Gene Ontology annotation, molecular function: ATP-dependent protein folding chaperone; ATP hydrolysis activity; heat shock protein binding. Gene Ontology annotation, biological process: cellular response to unfolded protein; vesicle-mediated transport; protein refolding. Lineage: Eukaryota; Metazoa; Chordata; Mammalia; Eulipotyphla; Soricidae. The transcript is spliced from 5 exons. The coding region runs from base 44 to 1459 and encodes 471 amino acids. Gene Ontology annotation, cellular component: plasma membrane; nucleus; cytoplasm.